Molecule: messenger RNA, 16122 nt
Organism: Menidia menidia (Atlantic silverside)
Lineage: Eukaryota; Metazoa; Chordata; Actinopteri; Atheriniformes; Atherinopsidae
Source: the annotation of a GenBank genome assembly
UCGUUGAUAACGUUAUCAUGUUCAAAACGGUCCGGGCAGAGGGGUAAUUGAUUAGAGAAGUCAAUGACAACAUCACCGGGUUUAGUCGUAUGAAAAUAUCCCGGCAUGCUAGCGACGCAAGACUCUGCCUGGGAGGGGAGGAGGGAUGAUGGAGCUAAGAUGGCAGCCUUAUUGAGGGUGCUGCCUCCUCGGGGUCAAGAAAUAUUCGAGGAAAUAAUGAAAGCGAAACACAGCAUUUCUGAUUACGACGGGUGCCUCGCGUGCACCUCUACGUGAUUUGUUUUUCGUCCCGUCCCGACAGCGCGCGCACGCUCGCUCGCGGGAGGCAAACAUCGUGCCGUGGUCGGCUCGAAUCGGAAGACCACAGCUGCACCCUGAGACCGGCCACAGUUUUUUGCGUGUUCUAAGAAACCGAGCGCCGCGGAUGCUAUUUGUGGUAUUUCUCCAGCUCGGAGCGGACUAAUGAUGUGACCUGAGGGGGGGUGGGUUGGGAAAGAGGGGGGAUUCGAUGACGAGUGGACUCUAUCCGAUGGCCAGAUAUUAUUUGGCUGCGAUAUCCCGUGUGUGAUAUAUGCAUUGUUCUGCAAAACGAUGAUGUGCGCUGCUGCGGCAGCGGCCGCCGGUGGAGGGAUUCUGCCCUCCUUGUCGCCGUCGAUGGGGCUGGGUGUCAGGGUCAUUUCUGGAGCAGGGGCCGAUCUUUCUACCGUCGGUUCGGGAAUGGGUUCUUGCCAGCUGCCCGGGGUCCAGUCGGAUUGUCGGACUCGGUACCAGCUUUUACUCUCAGGACGAGCCCUUGCGGAAAGAUACAGACGGAUUUAUACUACCGCCAUCAACGACAAAGAGCAAGGGAUAAAUCAAGGAAGGGGAAAGAAGGCUUUAAGUAAGAAGAAGCUGAAAAGACGGCAGAAAGUCAAGUCAAAAGUCAAAUCAAGAACCAAGGCCGAGAGCCUGGAUGGAGUCCUGUGUGUGCCUGACAUCAAGCUCCACAGCAACCCCUCGGCGUUCAACGUCUACUGCAACGUGCGGCACUGUGUGCUGGACUGGCAGCAGAGGGAGGCCUCCCUCACACUGGCCUCCCGGAGCUCUGCGCAGAGCGGCGACUCAGACAGCGAGGAGGAGGAAGAGUACCGCGAGCCAGCCGUGAAGCUGCCAAAGAUCGUGGGCAUUGGCCUGUGCGGGGUUUUUGAGCUGAUUAAGGAGACCCGGUUCUCUCAUCCCUCACUGUGCCUACGUAGCCUUCAAGCCCUGCUGGAGAUGCUGCAGGGCCAACAACCUGAAGGCUUUCAGACCGAGCCUCCUGAUGUCCUAGAGUCUCUUUUCCAGUUGUUGUUGGAAACCACGGUCCGGAGCACAGGGCCCAACGACCCGACGGGACAAACCAUCACGGCCCUCUCCUGCGCCUGCCUCUUCAGCCUGGUGGUGGCCUGGGGAGACACGGGCAAAAUCCUGCAGGCCGUCUCUGCCAUUCUCACCAACAAUGGCAGCCACGCCUGCCAGACAAUACAGGUCCCCACCAUACUGAACGCACUACAGCGGAGCGUGCAGGCUGUCCUGGUGGGGAAAAUCCAGAUCCAGGAUUGGUUCGGAAACGGCAUCAAACGUGCUGCCCUGAUGAACAAAUGGUUCCUAAAAGAGGUGGCCAUCGAUGAAGAUGAGCGCUGUCUUCUGCAAACCGAUGGCUCCUUCCUCUACUUGCUCUGCAAGGAUGGUCUCUACAAAGUUGGAUCAGGAUAUAGCGGUACUGUCAGGGGUCACGUCUACAACUCCACCUCUCGAAUUAGGAAUCGAAAAGAGAAGAGGUCGUGGCUGGGCUUCGCGCAGGGGUACUUAUUGUACCGGGACACAAGUAACCACAGUAUGUCCGCCAUCAAGAUAAACCCAGAGACUCUGGAGCACGAGGGGGCGGUCACCAUGCCAGGUCAACAUUCUGAUGGGCAGAACAUCAUCUUCACAGAUGGAGAGUACAUAAACCAGAUCGCCGCCUGCAGAGAUGAUGGUUUUGUGGUGCGGAUCUAUACCAUGAGUUCUGACCCAGCCCUGCAGCAGGAACUGCAGCUGAAGCUGGCAAGGAAAUGCCUGCACGCCUGUGGCAUCUCUCUCUUUGACCUGGAGAAGGACCUGCACAUUAUCAGCACGGGCUUUGACGAAGAGGCAGCACUACUUGGGGCAGGCAGGGAGUUUGCGCUGAUGAAAACUGCCUCAGGAAAGAUCUACUACACAGGAAAGUACCAGAGCCUGGGAAUAAAACAGGGUGGCCCAUCAGCAGGAAAAUGGGUGGAACUGCCAAUAACGAAGUCUCCCAAGAUUGUCCAGUUCUCAGUCGGCCAUGAUGGUUCUCAUGCCCUUCUAGUCGCCGAAGAUGGAAGUGUGUUCUUCACAGGCUCCGCGAGCAAAGGGGAAGACGGGGAGUCCACAAAAAGCCGAAGACAGCCAAAGCCAUACAAGCCGAAGAAGAUGAUCAAAUUAGAGACCAAAACAGCUGUGUAUACAGCAUGCAACAACGGCAGCAGCAGCAUUGUCACAAAGGACGGGGAGCUCUACAUGUUUGGGAAAGAUGCUAUUUACAGCGACAGCACCUGUCAGGUGACGGACCUCAAAGGUCACAUUGUAACUCAGGUCGCCAUGGGCAAGGCUCAUACGUGCGUGCUCACCAAGAAUGGUGAAGUGUGGACAUUUGGAGUGAACAAUAAGGGGCAGUGUGGAAGAGACACCGGAUCUGUAAGCCAGGCAGGCAAAGCGUUCGGCGUGGAGAGCAUGGCCACGGCCAUGGACGAGGACCUGGAGGACGAGCUGGAGGAGAAGGAAGAGAAAAGCAUGAUGUGCCAGCCAGGCAUGCACAAGUGGAAGCUGGACCAGUGCAUGGUCUGCACGGUGUGCGGGGACUGCACGGGCUACGGCGCCAGCUGCGUGAGCAGCGGACGCCCCGACAGAGUACCGGGAGGUAUCUGUGGUUGUGGGUCUGGAGAGUCUGGCUGCUCUGCAUGUGGCUGCUGCAAGGCCUGUGCCAGGGAGCUUGACGGUCAGGAAGCCAGACAGAGAGGCAUCUUUGACGCUGUGAAGGAGAUGAUCCCGCUGGACCUGCUGCUAGCUGUGCCUGUCCCUCCCCCCCCAGGAGUGAACAUCGAGGAACACAUUCAGAUCCGUCAGGAGGAGAAACGUCAGAGGAUCAACCGGCGGCAUAGGUUGGAGGAGGGAAGAGGCCCCCUUGUUUUUCCCGGUCCCAUUUUUAUGAACCAGCGUGAGCAGGCCCUAGCCAGAAUAAGACCCCUUCAGGCACUAAGGCAUAAACGGGACAAGCACAAAGAUGGCAGCAGUGAGCGCGGAGAGAAGGAUGCCAGUAAAAUAACCACGUACCCCCCGGGGGCGGUGAGGUUUGACAGCGAGCUCCGAGCUGUGCAGGUCAGCUGCGGCUUUCACCACUCAGUGGUGUUGAUGGAAAAUGGAGAUGUUUACACAUUUGGGUACGGCCAGCAUGGGCAGCUUGGACAUGGUGACGUCAACUCCAGGGGCUCUCCAACUCUGGUGCAGGCGCUUCCAGGGCAGAGUGUCCAGGUGACGGCGGGCAGUAACCACACAGCGGUUCUCCUCUUGGAUGGCCAAGUCUUCACGUUUGGCAGCUUCUCGAAAGGGCAGUUGGGCAGGCCCAUCCUGGACAUGCCCUACUGGAAUGCAAAACCGUCACCUAUGCCCAACAUUGGUGCCAAAUAUGGACGAAAGGCCACCUGGAUCGGUGCCAGCGGGGACCAGACGUUCCUUCGGAUCGACGAGGCUCUGAUUAACUCCCACGUCCUGGCUACUUCGGAGAUCUUUGCCAGCAAACACAUCAUUGGGCUUGUGCCCUCCUCAGUGUCUGAGCCGCCUCCGUUUAAAUGCUUGCUGAUCAACAAAAUGGAUGGAAGCUGUAGAACCUUCAACGACUCAGAACAGGAGGACCUGCAGGGAUUUGGCCUUUGUCUUGACCCCGUGUAUGAUGUCAUAUGGAGGUUUCUACCAGCCUCAAGGGAGAUGUGGUGCUACAACGCAGUGAUAGCUGAUGCCAGAGUGCCAUCUGCAACAGAUCUACAGGCUCGCUGCAGCAUCCUCAGCCCAGAGCUGGCGUUACCCUCAGGAUCACAUGCAGCCACCACUCGCUCUCACGGAGCCCUGCACAUUCUUGGUUGCCUGGAUACAUUAGCAGCCAUGCAGGAGCUGAAAAUGGGUGUAGCCAGUGCAGAAGAAGAGACCCAGGCAGUGAUGAAGGUCUACUCCAAAGAGGACUACAGUGUUGUUAACCGCUUUGAGAGUCAUGGUGGUGGUUGGGGUUACUCGGCCCAUUCUGUGGAGGCCAUCCGCUUCUGUGCUGAUGCAGACAUCCUACUGGGCGGGUUGGGCCUUUUCGGGGGACGAGGGGAAUAUACUGCCAAGAUAAAGCUUUUUGAGCUUGGACCUGACGGAGGCGACCACGAGACGGAUGGUGAUCUGCUGGCUGAGACUGAUGUCCUGGCUUAUGACUGCGCUGCCAGAGAGAAAUAUGCCAUGAUGUUUGACGAGCCGGUUCUGCUGCAGCUCGGGUGGUGGUACGUAGCGUGGGCCCGUGUGUCUGGCCCCAGCAGUGACUGCGGCUCUCAUGGACAGGCAACCAUCACCACUGAUGACGGCGUUGUCUUUCAGUUCAAAAGCUCUAAGAAGUCAAAUAACGGUACAGAUGUUAAUGCGGGUCAGAUACCACAGCUGCUUUACAGGCUUCCUUCAAAUGAUGGCAAUGCAUCAAAAGGAAAGCAACAGACCAGUGAGCCAGUCCACAUUCUCAAACGGUCAUUCGCCCGGACCGUCUCAGUGGAGUGUUUUGAAUCACUGCUGAGUAUUCUUCACUGGAGCUGGACCACCUUGGUUUUGGGUGUGGAGGAGCUGCGGGGGCUGAAGGGUUUCCAGUACACAGCCACCCUGCUGGACCUGGAGAGACUUCGCUUUGUUGGCACCUGCUGCCUCCGACUUCUUCGGGUCUACAUUUGUGAAAUCUUCCCAAUUGCCGCCAGCACCAAAGCUGUAGUGGAGGAGUCGAGCAAGCUGGCGGAGUGCGUGGGAAAGACACGCAGCCUGCUGAAGAAGAUUCUGUCAGAAGGCACGGACAACUGCCUGACAAAACUGGACAAUGACCCCCAGGGCUACCUGUCUCAGCCUCUCACCCUGCUGGAGGCUGUGCUGCAGGAGUGCCACAACACCUUCACCGCCUGUUUCCACUCGUUCUACCCAACUCCUGCUCUGCAGUGGGCCUGCCUGUGUGACCUGCUCAACUGUCUAGACCAGGACAUUGCUGAGGCCAAUUUUCGGACAUCCAGCAGCCGCCUGCUGGCAGCUGUAAUGUCAGCUCUUUGUAACACCUCAGUGAAGCUGACGUCCAUCCUGCCUAUUGCCUAUGACGGAGAGGUGCUGCUGCGUUCACUGGUCAAACAAGUCAGCACAGAGAACGACUCUGCCCUUGCUCACCGAUUUCCCCUGUUGGUGGCGCAUAUGGAGAAGCUUAGCCAUACGGAGGAGAACCUGAUGGGUAUGACCAGUUUCCGGGAAGUACUAGAGAAGAUGCUCGUGAUCGUGGUGCUACCCGUGAGGAAGAGUCUGAGGAAGGAAGUGGAGCUGUUUUCUCCUCACCUGGUCUCCAAUACGUGUGGUCUGCUGGCCUCCAUCGUCUCCGAGCUCACUGCCUCUGCCCUGGGCUCUGAGGUUGACGGGUUGAACUCCCUCCACUCUGUGAAGGCAUCUCCCAACCGCUUCACUAAAACAAGCCAGGGGCGCAGUUGGAACACAGGCAAUGGCUCACCGGACGCCAUCUGCCUGACAGUGGACAAACCAGGCGUCGUGCUGGUGGGCGUCUGUGUCUACGGAGGAGGGGGCAUCCACGAGUAUGAACUAGAGGUGCUGGCCGACGAUGCCCAGACAGAACACCCAGGCGACUCAGCACAUUCUCACAGGUGGACAUCUCUGGAGUUGGUGAAAGGCACCUACAGCACCGAUGACUCACCAAGCGACAUUGCUGAGAUCCGUUUGGAUAAGGCUGUGCCGCUCAAGGAAGGGGUGAAGUACGCGGUCCGAUUACGAAACUACGGCAGCAGAACGGCUAAUGGAGACGGAGGGAUGACCACGGUGCAGUGUUCUGAUGGCGUGUCCUUCACCUUCAGCACCUGCAGCCUCAGUAGCAAUGGGACCAACCAGACCAGAGGUCAGAUCCCACAGAUUCUCUACUACAGGAGCGAGUAUGAUGGGGACCUACAGUCUCAGCUGCUAAGCAAAGCCAACGAAGAAGAUAAAAACUGUAGCCGAGCCCUGUCUGUGGUCAGUGCUGUGGUCAGAGCCGCUAAGGACCUCCUUCAUAGAGCAUUUGCAGUUGAUGUGGAUGAUAUUCCAGAAUUGCUAAGUUCUUCCAGCCUGUUCUCCAUGCUCCUGCCUCUUAUUUUGGCCUACAUUGGCCCUGUUGCUGCGUCUGUGCCUAAGGCUGCCGUUGAAGUCUUUGGACUAGUUCAAGAGUUGCUACCUGCUGUCUCUGCCCUCAACCAAAAAUACGCCCCACCCACCUUCAACCCCAACCAGUCAACAGACAGCACAACUGGCAACCAGCCUGAGCAGGGCCUGUCGGCUUGCACCACUUCAAACCACUACUCUGUCAUUGAGAGCGACCACCCUUACAAACAAGCUGGCGUCACACAGUACAGAGUAUCAUUCCCCGACUGUGUUCGUUGGACCACUAUCGAGUUCGAUCCACAGUGUGGCACUGCACAGCCAGAGGACGUCCUGCGCCUGCUCAUCCCCAGCCGGACGCUCCACCUGUCCCACCUCGGGGGCAAACCUUUGAUCCAUGACACCAUCAACACAUGGACCGAGCUCAGGAAGUUCUCCGGCUCCACAGGCUGGCCGACCACCGUCCUUGUCCUGCCAGGAAAUGAAGUUCUGUUUUCACUGGAAACGGCCUCAGACUAUGUAAAGGAUGAGAAAGCAUGCUUCUAUGGCUUUAAGUGUGUGGCUGUUGGAUAUGAGUUCAACCCUGGCCCCGAUGAGGGCAUUAUCCAGUUGGAGAAAGAGUUGGCGUACCUGGGCAGUGUGUGUGCUGCGGCUCUGAUGAAGAAAGACCUGGCCCUCCCCAUUGGCAAUGAAUUAGAAGAAGACCUUGAGAUUCUUGAAGAAGCCUCUCUUCAGGUGUGUAAAUCCCACUCGGGGAUCCUGGGAAAGGGUCUGGCUUUGUCUCACUCGCCGACCAUCCUGGAGGCCCUGGAGGGGAAUCUUCCUCUUCAUCUCCAAACCAACGAGCACUCGUUUCUCGAGGACUUCAUUACCUGUGUACAGAACUCAAGUGGAGGUCGUCUGGCCAGGUGGCUGCAGCCAGAUUCAUACGCUGACCCUCAGAAGACAUCUCUGAUCCUGAACAAAGAUGAUAUACGUUGUGGGUGGCCAGCUACGGUGGUCGUUCAAACUAAAGACCAGUAUGGGGAUGUGGUGCAUGUUCCUAACAUGAAGGUGGAGGUGAAGGCAGUACCCGUUUCCCAGAAGAAGUCCGUGCAGCCGGAUAAUGUGAAGAAGCUGCAACGGCUCCCUGGGGGCUCCUCCCCUUCGUCCUCUGGUCCGGACCUCACCUUUGGAGGUCUACCAGUGCCUAAGCUGGAGGCCACGUACGAGCCGAUGAUAGUUAAAGAAGCACGAUACAUUGCCAUUACCAUGAUGAAGGCGUAUGAAAACUACUCUUUUGAAGAGCUGCGCUUUGCUUCCCCUACUCCAAAGAGACCCAGUGAGAAUAUGCUGAUCCGUGCCAACACCGAUGGAACCUACAGCGCCAACUGGACUCCAGGAGCUGUCGGCCUCUAUACAAUCCAUGUCACCAUCGAUGGCAUUGAAAUAGAUGCUGGUUUGGAGGUCGAAGUCAAGGACCCGCCCAAAGGCAUGAUACCACCUGGAACCCAGAUGGUCAAACCAAAAGCUGAACCUCAGCCGAGCAAGGUCCGCAAAUUUGUGUCCAAGGACAGCGCAGGCCUGCGCGUGCGUAGUCACCCCUCCCUGCAGAGCGAACAGAUAGGCAUAGUGCAUGUCAAUGGCACUAUCACUUUCAUUGACGAGAUCCACAAUGAUGAUGGUGUGUGGCUCAGGCUCAAUGAUGAAACAGUAAAGAAGUAUGUUCCCAGCAUGAAUGGUUACACAGAAGCCUGGUGUCUCUCUUUUAAUCAGCACCUGGGCAGGAACCUUCUGGUCCCAGCCGACGAGGUCAGGGGCCAGAUGGAGGAGAACGUAAAGGAGGUGAGCAGCUGCCCUUCCCAUGAGGCUCCCAUUCGGGUGCAGAACAGGGCAGGGCAGGGUGGCGGCCCGGGACUUUAUAAGGUAGUGAAGACCGGCCCCUCUGGUCACAACAUCAGAAGCUGCCCAAACCUUAGGGGUAUCCCCAUUGGAAUGUUAGUUCUUGGCAACAUGGUCAAGGCCAUAGGCGAGGUGGUCAACUCAGAGGGAACAUGGGUACAGCUUGAUAAGAACAGUGUGGUGGAGUUCUGUGAGAGUGAUGAAGGAGAAGCAUGGUCAUUGGCCAGAGACCGCGGUGGAAACCAGUACCUCCGCCACGAUGAGGAGCAAGCGUUGCUUGAGCAGGCGAAUCAGACCCCCCCUCCCAGCCCCUUUUCUGUGACAGCUUUCAACAGAGCCGCAACCGCAAAUGGAGCACAGGGUUUUGACUACGGCAUCUCCAACAACAAAGGUGACCGGUUGAGUGCCAUACUGAAUUCCAUUCAGUCUGGGCCCUUCCUCUCAGCAGCUCCCUCCUCCUCUGUAUUUGAGCAAGCUGCCCAACCUCCCUCCUCCUCCUCUUCCUCCUCCUCCUCCUCCCUUGUCCACAGCCCAUUUGUGUUUGGACAAUCCCCCUCUCAAGUGUCUCAGCCACAACCACAGCUUCUGAGUGACCGAGGGAACCUGAUGUCCAGUGCGCGCUCAAUGUCUCCAGGCUCCAAACAGCGCCAGGAGAAUCGCUCGCCAAAGCAAGAAAGUCGGGGAAGCCGCUCCUCUGAACAGGGAAGGAUUAAGGCAGGCGAGGGGGGUCUCUCUGCCAGCGAGGCCCUCAUCCUGCGGUCGGACACGGCCAAACUGAGAUCGGACUCCCACAGCCGCUCGCACUCGCCCAACCACAACACUCUGCAAGCUUUAAAGGCAGACGGUCGUACCUCGGGCACCCGUGCCGAGUCCCCGAAUCCUGGCUCUCGCUCCUCCUCUCCCAAACAAAAAGCCGUAUCCUCCUCGGGGAGAUCUAGUCCCUCCGGCACUUCCUCCCAGCACUCGUCUUCAACCAACCACGACAAGAACCUCCCACCUAAGGUUAGCCCCCCGUCCAAAGCCCGGCUGGAUCCUCCCAGGGAGAGAUCAAAAUCAGACUCGUACACUCUGGACCCAGACACACUCAGAAAGAAGAAGAUUCCCUUCACAGAGCCUCUUAGGGGCAGAUCUACGUCCCCUAAACCUAAACUAUCACCGAAAGACCCGAAUAAAGAAGUGACCAGUAAUACAGAAAACCGUGUUCCUUCUCCCCAAGUUACCCAAGAAAACCUCCACAGUGAGGUAGUGGAAGUCUGCACCUCUAGUGCUCUCCUCUCCAAUGAUGAGGGAAACGAUGAGAACGCGGAGGUCCUUAACUCGGACGAAGGCUCGUGCAAGGUGCACUUCAGCAUCGGCAAAGCCCCGGUCAAAGAGGAAGUUGAGAGCCGCUCUUCCCCCAAAGUCAGCCGCAAAGCCUCCAGUCGCCACACCCGCCCCAAAAAGGACAAAGCCGGGCCUCUGUUUAAGGGGGAGAGCAGUUCAAAGGUCACGGAGCCCGCCAAACAGGCCAUGUCGCCCUCUGUGGCCGAGUGCGCUCGAGCAGUCUUCGCCGCGUUCUUGUGGCAUGAGGGCAUUGUCCACGACGCCAUGGCCUGCUCCUCGUUCCUCAAGUUCAACCCAGAUUUGACCAAAGAGCAUGCUCCGAUUCGUAGCUCCCUGGGAGGACAGGGGGCUGAGGAGAAGGAGAGCAAGCUAAAGAACCGUCACUCCUUAGAGAUUUCCUCUGCACUCAACAUGUUUAAUAUUGCUCCACACGGCCCAGACAUCUCCAAGAUGGGUAGCAUCAACAAGAAUAAAGUGCUAUCUAUGCUGAAGGAGCCCCCGCUACCGGAGAAGUGUGAGGAUGGAAAAGGAGAAUCGGUGAACUACGAGAUAACUUCUCAUCCCGUUAUGAGGGUAAAGUCAAUCUUGCCUUUGACACUACAGCAUCUAGUAGCAUUCUGGGAGGACAUUUCGAUGGCCACUAUCAAAGCAGCCACCCAGAACAUGAUCUUCCCCAGCCCGGGCUCAAGCGCCAUCUUGAAAAAGAAGGAGCACGAGAAAGACAGCAAAAAGGCAAAGAAGGAGAAGAAGAAGCGGGAGAAGUCUGAGGUGCGUCCGAGAGGGAAUCUGUUUGGAGAGAUGGCGCAGCUCGCCAUGGGUGGACCGGAGAAAGACACCAUCUGUGAGCUGUGUGGGGAGUCGCAUCCAUAUCCUGUCACGUACCACAUGAGACAGGCUCACCCAGGUUGUGGCCGCUAUGCCGGGGGCCAGGGCUACAACAGCAUCGGCCACUUCUGCGGUGGCUGGGCCGGAAAUUGCGGAGAUGGCGGCAUUGGUGGCAGCACCUGGUACCUGGUGUGUGACCGUUGCCGGGAGAAAUACCUCAGAGAGAAACAGACUGCGGCCAGGGAAAAGGUUAAGCAAUCAAGGAAGAAACCCUUGCAGGUGAAAACCCCCCGGGCCCUACCUACGAUGGAGGCCCACCAGGUGAUUCGGGCAAAUGCGCUGUUCCUGCUCUCCCUCAGCAGCGCAGCUGAGCCCAGCAUGCUCUGCCACCACCCUCCCCGGCCCCUUCACUCCCAUCUGCUUCCCAGCCUCAAGGAAGGCGUGUCGGAAGAGCUGCCCAAUAAAAUGGGCUGCCUCUACCUACAGACACUAGCAAGGCAACACACCGAAAACUUUGGGGCCUACCAAGAUGACAACCUUUUCCAGGAUGAGAUGAGGUACUUGCGCUCCACGCCUGUUCCGGCGCCAUACAUUUCCGUCACUCCGGACGCCUGCCCCAAUGUGUUUGAGGAACCCGAGAGCAACAUGAAAUCCAUGCCCCCCAGUCUGGAGACCAGUCCGAUCACAGACAGUGACACCGCAAAGCGCACGGUGUUCCAGAGGUCGUACUCAGUUGUAGCAUCUGAGUACGAUAAGCAACACUCACCGUCUCCAGCCCGGGUCAAAGCUGUGCCCAGGCGCCGGGUUCACAGCGGCGACGCAGAAGUGGGCUCCUCGCUGUUACGCCACCCGUCUCCAGAGCUGUCCCGUCUGAUCUCGGCUCAUGGCUCCCUCAGUAAGGGUGAGAGGAACUUCCAGUGGCCUGUCCUGGCUUUUGUCAUCCAGCACCAUGACCUGGAGGGCCUGGAGGUGGCUAUGAGGCACGCUUUGCGGAAGUCUGCCUGCAGGGUUUUCGCCAUGGAGGCGUUCAACUGGCUGCUCUGCAAUGUGAUCCAGACCACCUCCCUGCACGACAUCCUUUGGCAUUUUGUAGCAUCUCUCACCCCGUCCCCCUGUGAGCCUGAGGAUGAGGAAGAUGAGGAGAACAAGGGGAACAAAGAAGUUGUAGAGCAGGAAAGAGACCUGGGAGUCUGCGAGCACCCUCUGUCAGAUAUUGUGAUCGCUGGAGAGGCAGCUCAUCCUCUCCCCCACACCUUCCACCGCCUCCUCCAGACCAUCUCUGACCUCAUGAUGUCACUUCCAAGUGGCAGUUCACUACAGCAGAUGGCACUCAGGUGCUGGAGUCUCAAGUUUAAGCAGUCUGACCACCAGUUUCUCCACCAGAGCAACGUUUUCCAUCACAUUAACAACAUCUUGUCCAAGUCUGAUGAUGGAGACAGUGAGGAGAGCUUUAACAUCAGUGUGCAGUCGGGUUAUGAAGCGAUCAGCCAGGAUCUCUGCCUGGUCACCUGUUUGAAGGACCUGACCAGCGUAGUGGACAUGAAGACGUCGAGUCGCCCCGCCAUGAUCGGCAGCCUGACAGAUGGCUCCACCGAGACCUUCUGGGAGUCUGGAGACGAGGACAAGAACAAAACCAAGAGCAUCACUAUCAGCUGUGUGAAGGGCAUAAACGCUACCAAGGCGUCAGUUCAUGUGGACAACUCCAGGGACAUUGGGAACAAAGUCACAGCAGUCACAUUCCUGUGUGGAAAAACAAUAGAGGACCUUUGCAGAAUCAAGCAGGUUGACUUGGAUUCGCGUCACAUGGGCUGGGUGACCAGUGAGCUUCCUGGGGGAGACCAUCAUGUGAUCAAGGUGGAACUGAAAGGACCUGAAAACACCCUGAGGGUGCGCCAGGUUAAGGUUCUCGGUUGGAAAGAGGGCGAGAGCAUCAAGAUACCCGGGCAGAUCUCUGCCAGUAUGGCCCAGCAGAAGAACUGUGAAGCUGAGACACUCAGAGUUUUCCGCCUCAUAACCUCACAGGUAUUUGGAAAGCUUAUAUGCGGAGAUGCAGAGCCCACUCCAGAACAGGAGGAGAAAAACCUGCUUUCAUCACCGGAAGGAGAGGACAAGGCGCCAUCUGAUGCAGACCUUAAAGAGCACAUGGUUGGGAUAAUUUUCAGCAGGAGCAAACUCACCAACCUGCAGAAACAGGUGUGCGCACACAUUGUCCAGGCCAUCCGAAUGGAAGCCACGCGCGUGCGGGAGGAGUGGGAACACGCCAUCUCUAGCAAAGAGAACGCCAACUCUCAGCCCAGUGAUGAUGACGCCUCCUCUGAUGCCUACUGCUUUGAGCUCCUCUCCAUGGUCUUGGCUCUGAGUGGCUCCAAUGUCGGCCGACAGUACUUAGCUCAGCAGCUCACUCUCAUGCAGGACCUCUUUUCUCUGCUGCACACUGCUUCCCCGAGAGUACAGAGACAGGUGACUUCGCUGCUUAGACGCGUGCUGCCAGAGGUGACACCUGUGCGUCUCGCCAGCAUCAUCGGGGUGAAGGCUCUGCCUCCAGCAGAUAUCAGCGACAUCAUCCACUCCACGGAGAAGGGCGACUGGAACAAACUCUGCAUCCUGGAUAUGUUCCUCGGCUGCAUUGCCAAAGCCCUCACCGUCCAGCUGAAAGCCAAAGGCACCACGAUCUCGGGCACAGCUGGCAUGGCUGCAGGGAAAGGGGUCACAACUGUCACCCUGCCCAUGAUCUUCAACUCUAGCUACAUCCGCAGAGGGGAGAGCCACUGGUGGAUGAAAGGCUCUACUCCUCCACAGAUUGCAGAGAUCAUCAUAAAGCUGGUUAAAGACAUGGCAGCUGGUCACCUUUCAGAUGCAUGGUCCAGAGUCACCAAAAAUGCCAUAGCUGAGACCAUCAUAGCCCUCACUAAAAUGGAGGAGGAGCACCGAUCUCCUGUGCGCUGUAUUGCAACAACGAGGCUGUGGCUGGCUCUGGCAUCGCUGUGCGUGCUGGACCAGGAUCACGUGGACAGGCUGUCCUCCGGACGAUGGAUGGGCAAAGACGGACAGCAGAAGCAGAUGCCCAUGUGUGACAACCACGAUGAUGGCGAGACAGCAGCCAUCAUACUUUGUAACGUGUGUGGAAACCUGUGCACCGACUGCGAUCGCUUCCUCCAUCUGCACCGACGCACACGCUCUCACCAGAGACAGGUGUUCAAAGAGGAAGAGGAGGCCAUAAAGGUGGAUCUCCAUGAAGGCUGUGGGAGAACCAAGCUCUUCUGGCUCAUGGCCCUGGCGGAUUCCAAGACAAUGAAGGCCAUGGUGGAGUUUAGAGAGCACACAGGUAAACCAGCAUCCAGCAGCUCCGACGCCUGCAGGUUCUGCGGUACAAGAAAUGGGACGGAGCUCUCUGCAGUGGGGAGCGUCUGCUCGGACCCAGACUGCCAGGAGUACGCUAAACUGGCCUGCAGUAAGACUCACCCCUGCGGACACCCCUGCGGAGGAGUCAGGAACGAGGAGGCCUGCCUGCCAUGUCUGCAUGGCUGCGAUAAGAACACGGGCUGUUUGAAACAGGACGCGGACGACAUGUGUAUGAUCUGCUUCACGGAAGCGCUCUCCGCUGCUCCCGCAGUACAGCUGGACUGCACACACGUGUUUCACCUUCAGUGCACUCGUCGCGUUCUCGAAAACCGUUGGCUCGGGCCCCGAAUAACAUUUGGGUUCAUGUUGUGUCCUAUUUGCAAGAACAAAAUCAAUCACUCCGUGAUCAAAGACCUGCUCGACCCCAUUAAAGAGCUGUACGAGGACGUGAGGAGGAAGGCCCUGAUGAGACUGGAGUACGAGGGUCUGCACAAGAGUGAGGCAAUAACCACGCCGGGAGCACGCUUCCACAAUGACCCCGCAGGCUUCGCUAUGAACAGAUACGCUUAUUAUGUCUGCUACAAGUGCAAGAAGGCGUAUUUCGGGGGGGAGGCUCGCUGCGAUGCAGAGGCGGGACAGGGCGAUGACUACGACCCCAGCGAGCUGAUCUGUGGAGCAUGCUCAGAUGUCUCUCGAGCUCAGAUGUGCUCCAAGCACGGCACGGACUUCCUGGAGUAUAAAUGCCGGUACUGCUGCUCUGUGGCCGUCUUCUUCUGCUUUGGCACCACACACUUCUGCAACGCCUGCCACGAUGACUUUCAGAGGAUGACCAGCGUCCCCAAAGAGGAGCUGCCUCACUGUCCUGCUGGGCCCAAAGGUAAGCAGCUGGAAGGCACCGAGUGUCCACUGCACGUGGUCCACCCGCCAACGGGGGAGGAGUUCGCUCUGGGCUGUGGGGUGUGCAGGAACGCCCACACCUUCUAAUCAGCAGGAGACUUUUAACAGAGAACCAGAUUUGUCUACUGUGAUUUCUGGAUGCUGCUGCUUCUGCUGCUGAAGCUCAGCAGAAAAAAGAAAACUUGACUCUUGCAUUGGUCAAGUCUCCUGGACACCAGACCAGGUUUCUGCUCUACUCCCAAGAGUCCUCAGGUCUGCUCCUUUUACCAACAUCAGUAUCCAGGCUCUGCAACAAGCACGGGCAGUAGCUCUUUCGGAUUCAGAGCAACCUGAAUAAGGAGGGAUGGGGAGGGGGGAGGGGGGACAAUUUUAAAAUAAAGAGAAGAAGAAAACAAAAAAUAAAAUAACUUGUGACGUGUUUGCAUGCGGCCGUAGUAUUCCCUCGGCUUUUAUAGACGUUGCACACCCCCCCAAUCACUGAAGUGUAACAAUACAAGAUUAAAUAUGAAAUAAAUUUGCUUCAAUGCAACUGUGGAUGAGCGUGGGUUUAAAAGAAGAAGAAGAAGAAAAAAAAAAAGGAACGGGCCGUAUUUCCAGCUUCCUAACUAUGAAUUUAAAAAUAUUGUUGUACGUAUACUUUUUUUUUCGUAAUCUUGUACAGUAUUCUCCACUGUCAAGUGCAUCAUGGGUUGACGGACAAAAAAACAAAAACAAAACAAGAAUUGGUGGAUAAGACUGUUAAGAAUAUUACAUUUGGGAGGAAAUAGUGUACGAUUUAUCUAAACUUGUAUAUAAUUAUACUAUUCAGAAUAGCUGUAUUCCGAAGUUGCUCUCUUCACUUCAGUUUUGUUUGAUAUUCUGGUUUAUGUUUUAAGCCAGAGGUUUUAAUGAAGUGCAAUACUGGGUGUGCCUCCUAUUUUGCAGCUGUCAAACCUAUGGAAUGUAUGUCAAAUAAAGCCACUGUACAUUUUUAUACAGUAGACAGUCGUAAUUUUCCCUCUUUAAGUGUCAGUUGUCAUCUGCUCUGUGUUGGAGGAGGAUCCUCACAUCUACAGUGAAUAAUGGUGGAUGUAUAUCUUGUUUGCAGCUCUGAUUAAUUGAGAAAAACAGACAAACAAACACCAAAAUCCCUGGAGAGAUACAAAAUAACCAAACAGAAAUAAACCUCACUGUAAGAUAUGAUACAGCUGAAUGAAUUUGGGGGCCAGUCUUCACACCAAAUAAAGUUGUGCACCUGUUUUUGCUUUUUUCCUAUUUGGAAGCAGAGAGGCCUGGUGUCAGGGAGGAGGGAAAGUCUUUGGGAUGGGGGAAAGCAGCUGCUGUUAAAUAAAAAGCUUACUACUUGUGAAUCUGCUCUGUAAUAUCUGUGGUGGAUGGAGUUGAAUGGUAAUAAACCAGAUUCUCUGUUUCGCAAAGUAUACA